Hyposmocoma kahamanoa is the source of this 1753-nucleotide messenger RNA. It is a transcript of the gene cpa, whose product is annotated as F-actin-capping protein subunit alpha. Gene Ontology annotation, cellular component: F-actin capping protein complex; actin cortical patch. NCBI's taxonomy places the organism in Eukaryota, Metazoa, Arthropoda, Insecta, Lepidoptera, Cosmopterigidae. Gene Ontology annotation, biological process: actin cytoskeleton organization; barbed-end actin filament capping. Gene Ontology annotation, molecular function: actin filament binding. The coding region runs from base 1 to 867 and encodes 288 amino acids. The record is from RefSeq and is a predicted model, not a curated record. The transcript has a single exon.
AUGGCGGCGGACGGUGACGAAGUGAUCAGUGAUCAAGAAAAAGUUAGAAUCGUUUCGGAUUUCAUCUUACAUUCACCACCAGGCGAGUUUAACGAGGUAUUUAACGAUGUGAGAGUGUUGUUGAAUAACGACAGCCUGUUAAAGGAGGGCGCAAGUGGCGCGUUUGCACAGUACAACAAGGAUCAGCUAACGCCCGUGCGCCUUGAAGGUUCCGAGCUCCAUACUCUAAUCACCGAUCAUAACGAGUUGGGCAGCGGCAGGUUCUUCGACCCACGUUCGAAGCGGUCGUUCAAGUAUGACCAUUUACGAAAAGAAGCCUCAGAAUAUGAGCCUUAUGAACCUGAUAAAGUGGCGGAACCCUGGCGGGCUGCGCUCGACGAGGAGCUAACAGGGUACGUGGCCAUGCACUAUAAACAUGGUGCGAGUUUGGUUGUCGGUCGUGCGCUUGACAAUGGUGGUGUUUCGCUCGUCGCGUGUAUCGAAGACCACCAGUUCCAACCCAAGAACUACUGGAACGGGCGAUGGCGGUCGGUUUGGUCGCUGACAGUGGGUGCCGGACCCGCGGAGCUGCGGGGGUUGCUGCGCGUCCAAGUACACUACUAUGAAGACGGUAAUGUGCAGUUAGUGAGCUCCAAGGAAGUGAAAUCCCCAUUAGUGGCCACAGGUGAAGCUGCCACUGCUAAAGAAUUCGUUAGGAUCGUCUGUGACUCUGAGAAUGCGUACCAGACUGCUAUUUCUAAUAAUUAUAAGACCAUGAGCGAUACUACAUUCAAAGCACUAAGGCGACAGCUGCCUGUUACACGUAGCAAGAUCGAUUGGACAAAACUUGUGUCGUACUCGAUCGGGAAAGAACUGAAGAGCCAAUGAUGUCUUGCCGCUGCGCUAUGAGCCGCAGCGGGCGCUCCACGCCUCUGUACAUAUAUGCGUAAGAGUAAAUCUUGUUCAAAUGUUUGCGGGCUCCGUGAGGGCACUGGGUUGUUUCACUGCCCUCUCGGGCGUAUUUAUCUAUGAAUAUAUAGAGAAACCACUAUCGUAACUGUUAAAUUUUAUUGCAUUUUGUUACUCUCAGGAUUAUUGAUUGUAUUAUACAUUGUGGAAGUGGCCAGUUGGUACAGUUUGUUCUUGCAUUCCUCAGAGAGAUGGUAAUUCAACGAGUUGUGUCCAUUUUCUCGUAGUAUUGAGAUUAAACAGUAUACCGUUGUACUUAGGUGUGGAUAGACCUUAGAGUAGCCUCUGGUAGAGUAACUCCGUAGGUCUACAAGACUCGAAAUAAGGGACUGAAAGACAUCAAAAUUUUACUUCAUAUACAUCUUUUACAUAAUUUAUUUGCUUAUGAGAAUGGUUGUCGGUUGUGUGAGCAAUAUGAUAACAUUUUUGUAUUUGUUUGGAAUUGGGUCAAUUACGUGUUAAAAACUAUUGUAUAUUUGUAGUUAUGUUAAAUUCUGCAAGAUAGUUUUUUGAUUUGUAUUAGGCCACAUUUGCCAAAUAUUGCUUACACAACAAUGUUGUGUGUGUUGAAGCAGGAAAAAGGACAAGGAAUGAUUUCCAAUGGUGCAUUUAAUUGUAGUUAAUUUAUAAAAUUGUCCACGUAGCUUUAAUGCAGUGUUAUUGAGCAUAGAGCACAAUAUAAUUCAAUAUUUUUAAUUUAAAUAACUAAUUUGAAAGUGGGAUGUUGCUCAAAGGUAUGGUAACUAAUGCAGUGAAACGAAAAUUAGUAAAUUAUUGUCCAUACUAUAUGGCUUUGAGAGUGCGA